GUAUGUGUGUUGGUGGAUGUGAGUACGGGGAAGCAGCGGCCGCCAUUUCAGAGAGCUUGCUGAAGCUGUCGCAGGGGUGGAUCCUGAGCUGCCGAAGCCGCCGUCCUGCACUUCCGCGCGGGCUCUUCUAAUCCCAUUGUUUCUUUUAGAUUCGCUCGGGCCUAUCCGCCCUCGGAGCCCGAAAUUCGGGCUGGGUGGUACCGCGGCCUGGGCCUAGCGGCUUAACAGUAGCAACAGCGGCGGCAGCAGCAGCAGCCCCCAUCUUUCCGAAUACAGGCACCCCAGGGGCCCGAAAGCCCGCACAGGCGUUUAGAGAAAAUGGCAGACGAUAUUGAUAUUGAAGCAAUGCUUGAGGCUCCUUACAAGAAGGAUGAGAACAAGUUGAGCAGUGCUAACGGCCAUGAAGAACGUAGCAAAAAGAGGAAAAAAAGCAAGAGCAGAAGUCGUAGUCAUGAACGUAAAAGAAGCAAAAGUAAGGAACGGAAACGAAGUAGAGAUAGAGAAAGGAAAAAGAGUAAAAGCCGUGAAAGGAAGCGAAGCAGAAGCAAAGAAAGGAGACGAAGCCGCUCAAGAAGUCGAGAUCGCAGAUUCAGAGGCCGCUACAGAAGUCCUUACUCCGGACCAAAAUUUAACAGUGCCAUCCGAGGAAAGAUUGGGUUGCCUCAUAGCAUCAAAUUAAGCAGACGACGCUCCCGAAGCAAAAGUCCAUUCAGAAAAGACAAGAGCCCUGUGAGGGAACCUAUUGAUAAUCUAACUCCUGAGGAAAGAGAUGCAAGGACAGUUUUCUGCAUGCAGCUAGCAGCAAGAAUUCGGCCAAGGGAUUUGGAAGAGUUUUUCUCCACAGUUGGAAAGGUUCGAGAUGUGAGAAUGAUUUCUGAUAGAAAUUCAAGACGUUCCAAAGGAAUUGCAUAUGUGGAGUUUGUCGAUGUUAGCUCGGUGCCUCUAGCAAUAGGAUUAACUGGCCAACGAGUUUUAGGAGUGCCAAUCAUAGUACAAGCAUCACAGGCAGAAAAAAACAGAGCUGCAGCAAUGGCAAACAAUCUACAAAAGGGAAGUGCUGGACCUAUGAGGCUUUAUGUGGGCUCGUUACACUUUAACAUCACUGAAGAUAUGCUUCGAGGGAUCUUUGAGCCUUUUGGAAGGAUUGAAAGUAUCCAACUCAUGAUGGAUAGUGAAACAGGUCGAUCCAAGGGAUAUGGAUUUAUUACGUUUUCUGAUUCAGAAUGUGCCAAGAAGGCUUUGGAACAACUUAAUGGAUUUGAACUAGCAGGAAGACCAAUGAAAGUUGGUCAUGUUACUGAACGUACUGAUGCUUCCAGUGCCAGCUCAUUUUUGGACAGUGAUGAACUGGAAAGGACUGGAAUUGACUUGGGAACAACUGGUCGUCUCCAAUUAAUGGCAAGACUCGCAGAGGGUACAGGUUUGCAGAUCCCACCAGCAGCACAGCAGGCUCUACAGAUGAGUGGCUCUUUGGCAUUUGGUGCUGUGGCAGAAUUCUCUUUUGUUAUAGAUUUGCAAACAAGACUUUCUCAACAGACCGAAGCUUCAGCUUUAGCUGCAGCUGCCUCUGUUCAGCCUCUUGCAACACAGUGUUUUCAACUCUCUAACAUGUUUAACCCUCAAACAGAAGAAGAAGUUGGAUGGGAUACAGAGAUUAAAGAUGAUGUGAUUGAAGAAUGUAAUAAACAUGGAGGAGUUAUUCAUAUUUAUGUUGACAAAAAUUCAGCUCAGGGCAACGUUUAUGUGAAGUGCCCAUCAAUUGCUGCAGCCAUUGCUGCUGUCAAUGCAUUGCAUGGCAGGUGGUUUGCUGGUAAAAUGAUAACAGCAGCAUAUGUACCUCUUCCAACUUAUCACAACCUCUUCCCUGAUUCUAUGACAGCAACGCAACUACUGGUUCCAAGUAGACGAUGAAGGAAGAUAUAGUCCCUUAUGUACAUAGCUUUUUUUCUUUCUUGAGAAUUCAUCUUGAGUUAUCUUUUAUUUAGAUAAAAAUAAAGAGGCAAGGGUCUACUGUCAUUUGUAUACAAUUCCUGUUACCUUGAAAAAAUAAAAAUGUUAACAGGAAUGCAGUGUGCUCAUUAUCCCUAACUAGCAAAUCCCACUGUAUACAAAGCUGUUCUCUUGUUCUGCCUUUUAAAUGUACAUGUAGCAAAUUACAUUAAGGAUCUAUAGGAAUAGCUCUAGGGGGGAACAAAUGUGCUUAAUGUAAAAAGGCAGACAGGGAUGUAAUUAUGUUUUUAAUGUUUCAGAAGCCUAACUUUUUACACAGCAGUUACAUUACACGUUUCACUAAUGUUGAUACUUGCCUAAUGGUUUAGCAGAGGUUUCUGGAGUACACAUUUAGUGUAUGGAAAUUCAAGACAGCUAAAGGGCUGUUUGAUUAACCUCUCAUCUUGCGUCAUGAUUAAUUGGCAAGAAAAGGAGAUUUCAAGAUUACAUUUCCGGAUGGUAUCUUUUCAAUUAAUGUAUCUGUAAAGGUUUCUUUGUAAAUAUUAUGUGUUCUGGUGUGUCUGAGAUUCCAAACAAAAUGAUCCCUGCAUUUCCUCAAGAUGUUUAGUGACAGUCUGGUAAGAGAAGCAGUCUGAGCAAGAAAUAGGAAAUGCAGAAAUAGGUUUUGUCUGGUUGCAUAUAAUCUUUGCUCUUUUUAAGCUCUGUGAGCUCUGAAAUAUAUUUUUGGGUUACUUCAGUGUGUUUGACAAGACAGCUUGAUAUUUCUAUCAAACAAAUGACUUUCAUAUUGCAACAACCUUUGUAAGAACCACUCAAAUAAAAUUCUCUUAAAAAGGC
Messenger RNA from Hyaena hyaena (striped hyena), 2787 nucleotides. RefSeq names its product RNA binding motif protein 39 (gene RBM39). Gene Ontology annotation, molecular function: RNA binding. Lineage: Eukaryota; Metazoa; Chordata; Mammalia; Carnivora; Hyaenidae. Gene Ontology annotation, cellular component: nucleus. Bases 319 to 1911 code for a protein of 530 amino acids. Gene Ontology annotation, biological process: mRNA processing. The transcript has 17 exons. The record is from RefSeq and is a predicted model, not a curated record.